AUGCUGGCACUCCCCGCGCUGUCCGCUCUUUUCGUCGCCUCGCUCUCCCUCGAGCUCGUUCACGCCCACAACCCCCACCACCACAACCUCGCCAAACGCCAGACCGCCUCGGGCACCACCGCGACGUCGUCCGCGACUUCUGCGGCCACGACCUCCGGCACCGUCCCAGCCAGCUCCGGCACCGUCCCAGUCAGCUCCGGCGCGGCCGCCGCGACGACCCCCAUCACCUCGGGCAUGCCCGCGGGCGCGGCGCCCACGCUCCGCACGACGUUCGCCGCCGGGGCGACGCCGUCGUACUCGGGCGCUCCCGCGCUCCCCACCGCCUUCGUCUUUUCGUCCGCGGACUGGCCGCUGCUCGACAAGGUCCCCCCUACUGAUUCCCCCCAAGUCAAAGAGUGGAUGAAGGAGCUCGACGGGGUGGACAUCCCCGACCUCGACCCGACCGUCGGCGACGCGACGUGCGAGGAGAACCCGGCGGCGUCCAAGGACGCCGCGGCGCGCGGGUGGUGGACGUGCGGCCACUACGUCGCGGACACCGACGUCGUCUCCUGCCCGGACAAGCUCACGUGGGGUAUCAGCUUCGACGACGGCCCGUCGACGUACACGCCGAAGGUUCUGAACUUCCUCGACGACCACGACCUGCACGCGACGUUCUUCGUCGUUGGCUCGCGUGUGGUCUCGAACCCGGAGAUGCUGAGGACAGAGUACAUGUCGGGCCACGAAAUCGCCGUCCACACCUGGUCGCAUCACGCCCUCACCACCAUGACCAACGAGCAAAUCGUCGCCGAGCUCGGCUGGACCCGCCACGCCAUCCAGAAGGUGAUCGGCGUGACGCCCACGCUCAUGCGCCCCCCUCGCGGUGACAUCGACAACCGCGUGCGCGCGAUCUCGAACGCGAUGGGCCUCAAGCCCGUGAUCUGGACGAACGGCCCCGCGGGUCCGUUCGACACGAACGACUGGCGCGUCGAGGACGGCUCGAUCGCGAACGGCGAGGUCCAGUUCGGGGUCUUCCAGAGCCUGCUCGGGAACGCGACCCUGAUCGACACCGGCUUCAUCGUGCUCGAGCACGACCUGUUCGAGACCACCGUCGACCUCGCCGUCGGCUACACGCUCCAGUCCGCGCUCUCGCACAACCCGGCGUUCAAGCUCAAGGCGAUCGGCGAGUGCCUCGCCAUCCCCACCUUCGAUCUCUACCAGGAGACCGCGGUGACGAAGAUCACGAACAGCACGGGCGGGAACAAGAACAGCUCCGGCGCGGCCAACGACACCAGCCCGCCUCAUGCGCAGACGCACGUCGCGCGAUGA
Epithele typhae is the source of this 1305-nucleotide messenger RNA. RefSeq lists its product as uncharacterized. Gene Ontology annotation, cellular component: membrane. The record is from RefSeq and is a predicted model, not a curated record. Gene Ontology annotation, biological process: carbohydrate metabolic process. Gene Ontology annotation, molecular function: chitin deacetylase activity. The transcript has 9 exons. The coding region runs from base 1 to 1305 and encodes 434 amino acids. NCBI's taxonomy places the organism in Eukaryota, Fungi, Basidiomycota, Agaricomycetes, Polyporales, Epitheliaceae.